CCUUCAAUUAAUCUUCCCUUUAUUAUUUCUUAGUACCUUACUCCAGUAGGACAACUAUGGCCAUGGUUUCAAGAAUGCCUAUAUUCCUUUGUAUCCUUGUCAUACUCAUAUCCAUAUCUCAAUCUAACGCCCAACCAGGAUUCUUAUACCACUUCUGUAUCAAUGACAAGGGUAAUUACAGUGCUAACAGCACCUACCAGAAUAACCUCAACACCCUUUUGUCCAACCUCUCUUCCAACACACAGAUUGACUAUGGCUUCUACAAUUUUUCUUAUGGCCAAGAAAGUGACAGAGUAAACGCAAUUGGGCUCUGCAGAGGAGAUUUUAAGCCAGAUGCUUGCCGCAGCUGUUUUAAUGAUUCCAAAGUGGUUCUCACGCAACUGUGUCCAAAUCAGAAGGAGGCAAUAGUGUGGUAUGACAAUUGCAUGUUACGCUACUCCAAUCGCUCAAUAUUUAACACCAUGGAAGCCUCACCUAGUGCCUACAUGUGGAACCCUGGUAACGCAACAGAUGUUGAUCAAUUCAAUCAAGUGCUGAGGACCUUGCUAUAUAGCCUCGUAAGCCAAGGUUCAUCAGGGGACUCCCGGCAUAAGUUUGCUGCAGCAAAUGUUUCAGGACCAAGCUUUCAAACUAUAUAUGGUCUUGUGCAGUGUACACCUGACUUGUCAGAACAAGAAUGCACUUCAUGCUUGGUUGAUGCUAUCUCAGAAAUUCCACGAUGUUGUGAUAGCAAGAAAGGUGGUAGAGUUAUGAGACCCAGCUGUAACUUCAGAUAUGAGACAUACCCCUUUUACACUCCUACCAAUGUCGCAAUACCACAAGCACCAGCACCAAAGGUGUCUGCUUUUCCUCCUUCAUCAACAGAUACAUUGUCCCCAGAAGGGAAGAGCAACACAUCUCUAAUUGUAAUAGCAAUAGUCGUGCCAAUCAUUGCCUUUGUCAUACUAGUAAUUCUUAUACUCAUCUAUUUAAGAAUGAGGAGGUCAAGGGAACACAUCGAAGUUGAACUUGAAAAUGAUGAUGAAAUUAGAUCAGCGGAGACAUUGCAAUUGGACUUCUCCACAAUCGUGGCUGCUACCAACAACUUUUCUGAUGCAAAUGAGCUAGGACAAGGAGGAUUUGGACCUGUUUAUAAGGGUACGCUCUCCAAUGGAAAGGAAGUUGCAGUCAAAAGGUUGUCUAGGAAUUCUCUCCAAGGUGACAUAGAGUUUAAGAAUGAAGUUCUAUUAGUAGCCAAGCUUCAGCACAGAAAUUUAGUUAAGCUACUAGGAUUUUGUUUGGAAAGAAGUGAAAGGCUACUGGUGUAUGAAUUUGUCCCCAAUAAAAGCCUUGAUUUCUUCAUAUUUGAUCAAAACAGACGAGCACAAUUGGAUUGGGAAAAGCGAUACAAAAUCAUAGGAGGCAUUGCUAGGGGCCUUGUAUACCUUCAUGAGGAUUCACGAUUGAGGAUUAUUCACCGUGAUCUCAAAGCAAGCAACAUUCUCUUGGAUGCAGAGAUGCAUCCUAAGAUAUCAGAUUUUGGUAUGGCAAGAUUAUUUGAAGUGGAUCAAACUCAGGGAAAUACAAGUAGAAUUGUUGGAACCUUUGGAUAUAUGGCACCAGAGUAUGCAAUGCAUGGACAAUUCUCAGUGAAAUCUGAUGUUUUUAGUUUUGGUGUGCUGAUUCUCGAGAUUGUAAGUGGCCAGAAAAACAGUUGGGUAUGUAAAGGGGAGAAUGCAGGGGAUCUACUAACCUUUACAUGGCAAAACUGGAGGGGAGGGACAGCCUCAAACAUUGUUGAUCCCACAAUUACUGAUGGUUCGAGAAAUGAAAUAAUGAGAUGUAUCCACAUUGCGUUGCUUUGUGUUCAGGAAAAUGUGGCUGAUAGACCAACCAUGGCUUCUGUUGUACUUAUGCUUAACAGCUACUCUGUUACGCUUCCAUUGCCCUCACAGCCUGCUUUCUUCAUUGAUAGUAGAAGUUUUCCAGCCAUUCAAUCAGAAGAGUAUAAUCCAAUGGCAGCAGGAGCAUCAGAUGAAUCAAAUGCUCGAUCUGUCCAAGAAUCAAUAAACGAGGCUUCCAUUACUGAGCCAUUUCCUCGCUAGAGUUUACUGAAAAAAGUGUCACCUUCAGACUUAUAGUCACCAAUUUUUGAUUUCUUAUUUCUCUUUUUAACUGUACCCAAUACCCAUAAUAAACUUGAUUUAAGAUUCUCUUUUUUAA
Glycine soja is the source of this 2202-nucleotide messenger RNA. Its product is annotated as putative receptor-like protein kinase At4g00960. The transcript has 7 exons. Gene Ontology annotation, molecular function: protein kinase activity; ATP binding. The record is from RefSeq and is a predicted model, not a curated record. Gene Ontology annotation, biological process: protein phosphorylation. NCBI's taxonomy places the organism in Eukaryota, Viridiplantae, Streptophyta, Magnoliopsida, Fabales, Fabaceae. Bases 57 to 2084 code for a protein of 675 amino acids.